Messenger RNA from Paecilomyces variotii, 1676 nucleotides. RefSeq lists its product as hypothetical. NCBI's taxonomy places the organism in Eukaryota, Fungi, Ascomycota, Eurotiomycetes, Eurotiales, Thermoascaceae. Bases 321 to 1412 code for a protein of 363 amino acids. The transcript is spliced from 2 exons. The record is from RefSeq and is a predicted model, not a curated record.
AUUAAGAAUUAUUCCUGCCAUUGCCACCCCUCCACCGGGUGAUCGACAAGAGACAAAGAAAACCGCAUCCAUGAACACAAGGAUUCAGAUACUGACCAGAUGUCCGACUAGCAGCAUAAUAAUUCUUACACUGCUGCCUAGGAGUUCCCCUGAGAGAAAUCCCUCAUCUUCUCACUUCCAGUUCACCCUCUCCCCGCGACUUAAGACCCCAUUUGGGGUUCUACCAGGUUGGCACUUCUCUUUCAUCUUCAUUCAACUUUGUCCUUACCAUAUUAUUGCAACCGAACCAACCCAUCAAUCGAAAUCAUUGACCCGUCAUAAUGCAUAAUCUCCGUGAUUCACUGCUCAGCCCUUCGCCUCGAGGCACCCCUCACCUCACCACAUCAGAAGCUUUUCAGAGAUACCAGGAGGACACGCGUCAGUGUAUCGCUCGGGGAGAAUUCAAGGAGAUUCGGGACGCGGCCUUCAGUAACCGAACCUGGAUCAUCACCUCCCGAUACUGCGAGGUUGGAGAUGGCGUGGAUUCCCUCGAAGAGUACAUUCAUUCUAUGUGGUAUAUGUACUACCAGCUCGGUCGCAAUAUCUCACACGAAACACCCGACCACGAGGGUCUUGUCCUCGACAUCGUCCGUAUCCAAGGAAUGGGGCCGCUGACUCGUCCUGUGCGAGGAAUUUAUGGUGUUGAUAUUGCACGAACCGUCGAAGGCACACUGUGGAACGAUCUGCCCUUCUUGGCCACCGACAUGACCGACUUCUGGAACAGCGACUUCCCGACCAUGUCAGGUACACACCGACUCAACUUUGCAACUUUCCUGGCCAAACUGGCAUCGACUCGCGUCUGCAAGGAUAAGCUGUGCCAGAUUGCCCUCAUUCUAUUCCGCAAUCUGUUUGAGGAGAGACAGGGACUUCGCAGUGGGGAGGAGUUGGAUGAUGAAGAUCCAAAGCGAAGCAUGCAUCAGCUUGAAAUUUGUCACUUGUUGCCAGCUGCCGUGGCUUGGCUCUACCAUACAGGCCCCAAUCUUGUUCUACUCUCAGAGGUCUAUUGGAACGAUUGUCCCAGUAUCGUCAGCAAGGGUGGCACGAUGUUCAUCGAGUCGGAGCUUGGGCAGCGAUCACCCACUGGAUUCUCACCAUGGAGAUACAUGUACUGGCUUAAGCGACUCCAUGAGAUCCAGGAGGAAGCCAAGGAGGCCAAAGAGGAUCUCUUAGUAGAGUACGCCACCGAUGCCAUUGGCUACAUGCUCAACCAACUCGAGCAACGAAACUCUGAAAUUCUAAGAGCAUACCAGAACGGCGGAGAUGCCUUGCAUCAGGAAAAACACCUCCUUUGCCUGAAGAGUCUUUUGAAGAGUGAAGCUACAGAGAAUGAAGACGAAGACUCCAUGGAUGACUCGAAGGAUAGCGCAAAAUAAGUAAGAAACGAAGGGAGGCCCCAAAGGAGAUGCCAAGGAAGAUAUGAAAUUAACAUGUUCUGGAGUUCUGGUAAUUGUCGAACUCCGAAUUGUUAAAACUGUCAGAGAGAUUCAAUCCCUCGGGUCCAAUUCGAGAAGGACAUGGUAGCUACCAGAGCGUCACGCUACUAGCGUAACUCAGCAAUAGAAACAUGGCUAGGGUAUACUCUGAUUGACAGAAGAUACUCAAAAAAUACCAGGUAUUCAAUGAGCGAUUUUUUGAUA